AUGAAUAGGGACUUCAACAACACGGUCAAUAUGACUGCCGAUGAGUUGGAGGAAUGGCUCAAGGGGUCUACUUCGCGCGAGUCAGGCUGGUCGAAGGGCGAUGACUCCGGAGAAACCAUCGGUCAUGAAAGCGGCAGGAAGAUCGUCGAGCUCUUGAGAAAGAAUCCAGAGAAGGAUCCGUCCAAGUAUGACGAGGAAGAUAUCGCGCAUAUGAGGAAGGUCGCGGCGUACAACAAACGCCACCUGGCGCAGGAAGAGGAAAAGGCCAAGCAAGACCCCGACUCCAAGGCUUUCCGCAGUCUGAGAAACUGGGGUCACGAUGCCAAGAAGUCGUGA
Molecule: messenger RNA, 336 nt
Organism: Fonsecaea multimorphosa CBS 102226
Lineage: Eukaryota; Fungi; Ascomycota; Eurotiomycetes; Chaetothyriales; Herpotrichiellaceae
Exons: 2
Coding region: 1-336 (111 amino acids)
Source: RefSeq, a predicted model, not a curated record